This is a messenger RNA of Fusarium poae, 822 nucleotides long. RefSeq lists its product as uncharacterized. The coding region runs from base 1 to 822 and encodes 273 amino acids. The transcript has 3 exons. Lineage: Eukaryota; Fungi; Ascomycota; Sordariomycetes; Hypocreales; Nectriaceae. The record is from RefSeq and is a predicted model, not a curated record.
AUGAAGGCAGCCCUAGAUCAGCAUCUCAAGAACACCGCGCCACUUGAUCGACUGCACGGCUUUAUGUUCUUUGAAGAUACGAAUAGUAUCAAGGACCUCGGUGAAUCACUUGAUUGGGCGUCAGCUAGGGAAGUCCUUCGUCGUGCUUUGCGCAUCGCUGAUCGGUCUGGCCAAUGCUCCCAGAUGCUUAGCGACGAGUCAGCGUGGAACAACAUGGUGCAUACUCCUCUGCUCGAACUGUUUGCUCGCGAUAUGUACAGCUGUACAAAUCAAGAACUUCUUGACUUCAUAUCUUGCACAACGACAAACGUUGACUCAGCAUAUCAUAGAUUCCCCGACACAGCAAGCCGGGUUGACUACGUCCUACGUUUCAUACCGGAACGUGAUCCAACCUUCCGUGCCCCAUCUGACGUUAUGGCGCCCUGCUUCAAUUGGACGACCGACAGACUGCUGCAACAGUACCCACUCGCCUUUAGCAUCGAAACUAAGCGUUACGGUGGUAACACGGCAAAGGGGGAGCAGCAGAUGGGGAUUUGGCAUGCCGCUCAGUGGGAGUUUUUAAUAUCCAGGACUGGCUCAGUGGCCACAAAUAAGCUCGAAUUCUUACCAGGCGUUGUGGUACAGGGUCAUAUUUGGUCACUUGUUAUCACGACGAGGUCCCAAGCUAUAACGACUGUUCUUUGCAGUGUUGAAUUUGGAAAUACCAGCUCUGUUAUUGGCGUGCUCCAAGUCAUCGCUGGUCUGCGACGUCUGCGAAAAUGGUCUCUUGAAAUCUUAUGGCCGUGGUAUAAAGAGAAUCUACCUGGACUUUGUCAGCUCUGA